GUUGUCAGUGGCUAUUUUUUACUCUGAGAAGGCAGGUUUUGAGUGUACAAAAGAACAUCAUAUAAAGAACGUCUACACAUUUUAAUGGGUUGAUUAAUGCUGAUUUAGCUACAAAAAGAUCUAGAAGUCUAGAUCAACAAGUCUUUCUCCUGACGAUGGCUGGAUGAUUCAUUUAUGUUUGGCUGUUUUUCUUUGCUGUGUUGGCGAGAGAAUUUAAAGUCAAAGAAGUGAAGACAGACUUAUACAGUCGUGUUGAGCUCACUGGAGAGAAACUUGAUCAGCAUGUUGCUGACUCUCUGCAGUCAGUGGAAUGGACCAAACGAAACAUUUCCAUUUAAACAAUAACACCCUCAUUCUGGAGAAUGUUACAGCAAAGGAUGAAGGAGUCUUCGUGGAAACUGUAGUUCUAAGAAAUGGAACUACAAAAUGCCUAAACUUUAAAUUAAUUAUUCAACACCCUCCAAGUGUGACAGAAAUUGUGGUCUCCUGGACCUCCAACACAUCUGUGACUCUCAAAUGUAAAGUAAGCGGUUCAUUUCUGCAUCUGAUGUGGAAGAGAGAAGGAGUCCCUAUUUUAGAGAAACACAGACACUCAUUAAGUGAGGAGAACCAAACUCUACACAUCAGCAACAUAACCAACUCCGAUUACGGGACAUACAGCUGUACUGCUUCAAAUGCAUAUGGAGAAUCAGAAACGCACACAAAUAUAACCAGUGAAAACUCAACUGUUAACCAAGAAACAGGUACUAGUGGUAAAACUGAUCAUACUGUGCUUUUAAGUGGACUUACACUCACAGGUGUUUUGGGACUGCGCAUCAUGUUAUACUGCCUUCACAAAUACCAUCACAGACAAAGAGUAGAAAAGUGCAGAACUACAGAUGAAGGGGAUGCAGACAAUGUCCAUGGAAUUUAUAAGGUCUCAGCUGCUGCACAACACUUCGAGGACUUUGGUUACUCAUGCAGGGAGGAAACAGCCGUUCUGUAUUGUGUCACUAAUGAUCAGCCGAAAGCAUGUCCUGAUGCUGGAGAGGACAAAUAGUAUAAGAGCCUGCAAAGACACAAAAUAGAUGAAGUUGGCCCUGCUGCUGACAAAGAAACACUGUUUUAUAUUAGGCUGUAAUUAUAUUUUAAACCACAACCACAAUGACAAAUAGAAGACAAAAUAACAAGAUAUACUGUACCAAGUUCAGAUAACCAUAAUGUAACAGAACCUAGCAGCAUCACCACACCAUGAAUACAAACAAUGCCUUUGCAUUUAUUUUAAAUGCUAAACAUUUUUUUCUUUUUUUUAAUUAAAACAACCAUGGCUUGGUCUAGCAGUUAUUAUUAUUAAUAUUCUAAAGUGUGUAUUAAUAAAUGUUCAUAUCACUUCUCUUUUUUAUGCAUUUCAAGAAAAAAAUUAAAUAACUGGAUUUGUGGCUUAUUUACAAAGACCCUAGGCCUAUGCAUGUUAUGUUUCCUCUCUAUAAACCAGAGAAAUCACUGUAAAAUAUCCAUUUACUGAACUAAACUACCAGUCAAUAGUUACGAUUUUUUGUUAUUUUUUUAAAGAAGUCUCUUCUGCUCACCAAGCCUGCAUUUAUUUAAUCCAAAAUACAGCAAAAACAGUAACAAAAAAAACAAAAAACAAAAAAAAAGUGAAAUAUUUUUUAUUAUUUAAAAUAACUAUUUUGUAUUUCAAUAUAUUUUGAAUGUAAUUUAUUCCUGUGAUCAAAGCUAAAUUUUCAGCAUCAUUACUCCAAUCUUCAGUGUCACAUGAUCCUUCAGAAAUCAUUCUAAUAUGAUGAUUUGCUGAAAUGUAAUUAUGCUAAAAAUUCAGCUCUGAAAUCACAGGAAAAAAAUUACAUUUAUAAUAUAAUAAAUAGUACAAAUAUUUCACAAUAUUACUGUUUUUGCUGUACUUUGAAUCAAAUAAAUGCAGGUUUGGUGAGCAGAACAGACUUCUUUAAAAACAUUAAUAGUCUUACUGUUCAAAAACUUUUGACUGGCAGUUUAUAA
Messenger RNA from Labeo rohita (rohu), 1998 nucleotides. RefSeq names its product hemicentin-1-like. Gene Ontology annotation, cellular component: plasma membrane; axon. Lineage: Eukaryota; Metazoa; Chordata; Actinopteri; Cypriniformes; Cyprinidae. The transcript is spliced from 7 exons. Gene Ontology annotation, biological process: homophilic cell-cell adhesion; axon guidance; dendrite self-avoidance. The record is from RefSeq and is a predicted model, not a curated record. Gene Ontology annotation, molecular function: cell-cell adhesion mediator activity. The coding region runs from base 311 to 1039 and encodes 242 amino acids.